CAUCUCCUCUUCUGUUCAGUUCACUGUCUGAAUUUGAAACAUAAACGGAAACAGACCAAACCAAAACUCAAACACGUUUUCCCUCUCCCUUACUCUUUUGCUUUAAAAAUGCUACUCUUUCUUUCCCUUCUCUUCCUUUCCUUCCCCUUCCCUUCUCUUUCCCUCAACCAAGAAGGUCUCUACCUCGAGCGAGUCAAACUCGGCCUCUCCGAUCCAACUCACGCCCUCUCUAACUGGAACCAACGAGACGAAACUCCAUGCAACUGGUCCGGCAUCACUUGCGACUCUGUAACUCAACGAGUCCACUCGGUUGACCUUUCCAACUCUUUCCUCUCGGGUCCCUUCCCUACCUUUCUUUGCCGCCUUCCUUCUCUUACCUUCAUCUCUCUCAACAACAAUUCUAUCAACUCGUCCCUGCCUGUCGAUUUUGACAUGUGUCAGAAUCUCGAGUCAUUGGACUUGGGCCAGAAUCUUUUAGUGGGUCCCAUCCCGGAAUCUCUCGCGUACUUGCCAAAUCUCCGGUACCUGAGUUUGGCGGGAAACAAUUUAACCGGUGAGAUACCGGUGAAAUUUGGGGAGUUUCGGCGGCUUGAGACGCUCUUGCUUGCCGGCAAUUUCCUUAACGGAACUAUACCCAGUCAGCUCGGUAACAUUUCGACUCUUGAAUUUCUCUAUAUCGCUUAUAACCCUUUCACCCCGAGUCCAUUUCCGAUUCAACUCGCCAACUUAACGAAUCUUAAAGAGCUCUGGCUUUCUGACUGUAAGCUUAUUGGUCCCAUUCCUACAAGUCUGAGCCGUUUAACUCGGUUGGAAAACUUGGAUUUGUCUCAGAACAGACUGACCGGGCCAAUCCCGAGCUCACUCGCCGAGUUGAAGAAUAUUGUCCAAAUUGAGCUAUUCAACAACUCUUUGUCUGGCACGCUACCAGUGGGAUUUGCAAACUUGACGAAGCUGAGAAGAUUCGAUGCCUCCAUGAAUCAGUUAACCGGGACGAUUCCAAAUGAGCUGUGCGAGUUGGAGCUUGAGUCACUGAAUUUGUACGAGAACAGACUCGAAGGGAUAUUACCGGAGAGUAUAGCCAAGUCUCCCAACUUAUACGAGCUCAAAUUGUUCAAUAACAAGCUAAAUGGUCAAUUACCGAGCGAACUCGGCCAGAAAUCGCCGUUGAGGUCCCUUGAUGUGUCAUACAAUGGAUUUUCUGGUGAAAUACCGGAGAAUUUGUGUGCAAAGGGGGUAUUAGAAGACCUCAUUUUGAUAUACAAUUCAUUUUCCGGGAAAAUCCCAGAAAGUCUGGGAAAAUGCCGCAGUUUAGGCCGUGCUCGGUUAAGGAACAACCGGCUUUCUGGGACUGUUCCAGAAGAGUUCUGGGGGCUUCCAAGAGUGUAUUUGGUUGAGCUUGUGGGGAACUCAUUAUCUGGGCAAGUUUCCGUAAGAAUUUCUGGCGCUUAUAAUCUCUCUGUUUUGCUCAUUUCAGACAACAAGUUUUCUGGGCACAUACCUAUGGAGAUUGGUUUUCUUGGCAAUUUGAUUGAAUUUUCUGCAAGUAAUAAUAUGUUUGCGGGUCCAAUUCCUGGAAGCUUGGUUAAUUUGAGUGUGUUAAAUAGGCUUGUCCUUAAUGGUAAUGAAUUGUCUGGUGGGUUCCCCGCGGGAAUUCGAGGUUGGAAGAGUUUAAAUGAGCUUAAUUUGGCAAACAAUAAGCUAUCUGGUCCCAUCCCUGAUGAAAUUGGGAACUUGCCAGUGCUUAAUUACCUUGAUCUUUCUGGGAAUCACUUUUCUGGGAAAAUCCCACUUGAAUUGCAAACACUGAAGCUCAAUUUGUUGAACUUGUCAAAUAAUAUGCUUUCUGGAGAGCUCCCUCCUCUUUUUGCAAAGGAGAUUUAUAAGAAUAGCUUCGUGGGAAAUCCAGGAUUGUGUGGUGACUUGGAGGGCCUUUGUCCUGAGAUGGGUGAGUCUAAGAAGAUGAGCUUCUUGUGGCUUCUCAGAUCGAUUUUUAUACUUGCUGGUUUAGUUUUUGUUGUUGGAGUUGUUUGGUUCUACUUCAGGUACCGGAAUUAUAAGAAAGGCAAGAAAGGGAUUACUAUAUCCAAGUGGAGGUCUUUCCAUAAGCUUGGAUUCAGUGAAUUUGAGAUUGCUGAUUCCCUUAAGGAAGAUAAUGUGAUUGGAAGUGGAGCUUCUGGGAAAGUAUACAAGGUCGUGCUUAGUAAUGGUGAGACAGUGGCGGUAAAGAAACUAAGUGGAGGGAGCAGGAAAGAGGAUGCUAGUGCCAACUAUGACAAAGAUGAAUUCGAAGUGGAGGUCGAAACUUUGGGCAAGAUCAGGCACAAGAAUAUUGUGAGAUUGUGGUGUUGCUGCAACAAUGGGGACUGCAAGCUUCUGGUUUACGAGUAUAUGCCAAAUGGGAGCUUGGGUGACUUGUUGCAUAGUAGCAAGGGAGGCCCGUUGGAUUGGCCAACAAGGUACAAGAUAGCUUUAGAUGCAGCAGAGGGCUUAUCUUACUUGCAUCACGAUUGUGUUCCUCCAAUCGUUCAUCGGGAUGUGAAAUCGAACAACAUAUUGUUAGAUGGAGAGUUUGGUGCUAGAGUUGCAGAUUUUGGAGUUGCUAAAGUUGUCCAAGGAGUUAACAAGGGAACAGAAUCCAUGUCUGUGAUUGCUGGUUCUUGUGGUUACAUUGCACCAGAAUAUGCCUAUACUCUGAGGGUGAAUGAGAAGAGUGACAUCUAUAGUUUUGGAGUAGUCAUAUUGGAGUUGGUAACAGGCAGGCUGCCUAUAGAUCCAGAAUUUGGAGAGAAAGACUUGGUGAAAUGGGUUUACUCCACCUUAGACCAAAAAGGAGUGGAUCAAGUAAUUGAUCCCAAACUUGAUUCCAGUUUCAAGGAUGAAAUUUGCAGGGUUCUUGAUGUUGGUCUUCGCUGCACUAGCUCUCUUCCCAUCAGCCGGCCUUCAAUGCGGAGGGUGGUGAACAUGCUGCAAGAGGCAGGUGUAGAAAGCAAGCUUAAAUCCAGCAAGAAGGAUGGGAAGCUCUCUCCGUAUUACCAUGAAGAAGCCUCUGAUGAAGUGCAGUUGAGAAUAGAGAGUUAAUUGGUGGUGAAUUUUCAUUACUGCCUCUUGAUGAUGUUUGAUUUCAUAGGGCAAAGGGAAUGAUUGAUGAAAUGACAGGAGAUAGAUCUCUCCACAUGCUCUCUUUGAAAAUUAUAGCCUACAUUUAAGACCACAGAUUAAGACAAGAAAAAGCUUGCAAUUAUUGGUGCCUGCUAUUUUAGUUGCUGUCUUCCUCUUUAAUUAGGUAAUUGUAACAUGGAAAAACAUGGGACUUGUCAAGAAAUGAACCGGACAUUUCCAUUUAGCAAUAGUUGUUAUACAUCAGCAUCAUCAAUACAAAAUUUAGAAAGAUCCAAUAUUUUUGAACCUUUA
Hevea brasiliensis (rubber tree) is the source of this 3411-nucleotide messenger RNA. Its product is annotated as receptor-like protein kinase HSL1. The record is from RefSeq and is a predicted model, not a curated record. NCBI's taxonomy places the organism in Eukaryota, Viridiplantae, Streptophyta, Magnoliopsida, Malpighiales, Euphorbiaceae. The coding region runs from base 109 to 3078 and encodes 989 amino acids. Gene Ontology annotation, molecular function: receptor serine/threonine kinase binding; protein kinase activity; ATP binding. The transcript has 2 exons. Gene Ontology annotation, biological process: protein phosphorylation.